GUGUGUGUGUGCGGGUUUGCUGAGGGCGGAGGAGGUCGUCUGUUGCUAGGCGCGCGUCACCUCGGCACCGUCACUGCCCCUCACGUGGUUGCUCGGCGCUGGCCGUCCCAGGCGGCCGCUGGCUGAGGUCACUGCGGGGGACGCUGGGUGACAGGCGGUGACAGGGCCAGCCGGCCGGCGCUCUGAACAAUCUCGCCUCUCAGUCUGACCCCGAGAGGAAGAGGAAGAGGAAGAGGAAGAAGACACAAGGAAGUGGUUUGGAGGUGGCCGGUGCCUGGAUCAGUGUGUCUUUAGCUCCGGGGGCCACGGGAGCAGCAGGGUCUAUGGGAUAGCUGUGGGCGUCCACCAUGCCUGUCGCCGUCCGGAGAAAGAGUUGGGAGGACCACGUGAGCCGCCGGUCAGUCCCGCGCUACAGCUACGACGACCUGGACCUCGUCUGUUGCCACGACGGCAGGAAAGACGGGCCGCGGUCGAGGCGCGGGCGCCGGGAGAGGUGCGCCUCCAUGCCCGAGUGCUGCCAACCAGGGUUCGCCACCGUCGCCACGGACGACGCCACGGCACGAGGUCAGGAGAGCGAGACGGAGAGCGCUGAGACGCCAUUGCCCGACGUGUUUGGGUGCGGUUCUGUUCUGGACAAAGACGUCGUUGCUGACCAGUCGCGGAGGAGCGCAUGUUUGUUGGCUCCCCCCACAGCUGUGGGUGCCACUGCAGUGGACGGUGCCAGUGCUGAGUCUCCGCCGCCUGCCCCGACCCUGCCGGCCAAGAACCCCACCGCUAGCCAGACAGCCGCGGCUAACGACUCAUUAGAUCCCACUAAUGACAACAGCAGCCGUUCCCACGGAGACGACCUUGAAGCAGCAGAAGCGGCCGACUCCGACUGCCCUGCGGCGCGCCAUCCUAACGACCCCUCCGACUCCGAGGCCAGCCUCGCCAGGCCCCCUGACGCUCCGGAUGCCCCGAGGCCUCCUCCUCCUGCCAGCGCUGCCCAGACAACGGUGGCAGCGGGCAGCGGCGACCCUGCCCGACAGGAAGACCAUGGCGCGGCCGUGGCACCGGGCCCCGCUGCUGCCCCGACCGCGCGGGAGGAAGGCCCCUCUCCGCUCGGCCGCCAGGCCGGCGGAUUUGAGGAGAGCGCUGCUCUGAAAGCAGAUCUGCCCGCGCGCGUGCCAAGCGUGGAGUUUGCGGCGGGCGAGAGCGGACGGCUGCAUAAGCCCGCCGACGCCGCCUGCCAGGGGCACAUGACGGAGCAGGCCGAGGGUUGUGAAAGGCCUGGCAGCGCACAAACAGAUUUGGGACGGGCCGCUGCCGCGGACAUUGCGGGCGUGGAUGGUGCCCAGGAGGCACGGGGCCCUGAGGGAUUAGCCCUGCCAGCGGCCAGCGGGGUCACGGGGGGGUCAGCAGCAGCCGCCGCGGCAGAGACGCAGGCCACUCAGAGCAGCUCAGGCAGCAGCAGCAGCAGCAGCGCAGACCGUACCGAACGCUCCCCUCCGCCGGACUGUGAACUUCUGGAGGCGCUCGACGACGACGACGAGGAGCUGAGCGCGACUGGAGCGCGAGAAAGCGUUCCGCCAGAGCCGCCGGUUGGCUCGGAACAUUCCGGACCCGCGGAUGCCUCGCAGGAGAGGCGCCACGAGGGGGGCUGCGCGGGCUCCAAGCUGGACACCAUCCCGGAAGUGUCCUUUAACGAGACCGCCGACGAAACGGGAGCAGCGGAGAGACCGGGCCAAUCGGCGCCGAGCCCCCGGGCACAAACGACGCGGCCCCUGACCGAGGAGCGGAGGGACAGCUGGGGCUGA
This is a messenger RNA of Sardina pilchardus (European sardine), 1796 nucleotides long. RefSeq names its product nucleolar and coiled-body phosphoprotein 1-like. NCBI's taxonomy places the organism in Eukaryota, Metazoa, Chordata, Actinopteri, Clupeiformes, Clupeidae. The record is from RefSeq and is a predicted model, not a curated record. The coding region runs from base 348 to 1796 and encodes 482 amino acids. The transcript has 3 exons.